This is a messenger RNA of Prunus dulcis (almond), 1923 nucleotides long. RefSeq lists its product as uncharacterized. Lineage: Eukaryota; Viridiplantae; Streptophyta; Magnoliopsida; Rosales; Rosaceae. The coding region runs from base 405 to 1628 and encodes 407 amino acids. The record is from RefSeq and is a predicted model, not a curated record. The transcript is spliced from 2 exons.
UCUCUCUCUCCCCCUCCUUCCCCCUCCCUCCUCCUCUCUCUCUCUCUCUGUGUGGAAGUUAGGGUUUUCUGAUCCUCUUGUUCGAUUCCCCAAUUCACGGUUCGACUUCACCAGAUCACGAUUUUCGGCUUUGUAUUGUUGGUGCAUCUAGGUCACAUACCUAACCUAAGAGCCCAACAUUCUACAGAUAUUGUUGGUGCUUUAUGGUUGUUCUUGGUAAUUCUGUGGAAACAUCAACUCCAGUAAUAGAUACAGCUGAUCUGAGUUCAAUGAGAAUCUUCUGGUAUUACUUCCUAAACCGCAUCGUUUGUUCUCGUUAAUUCUGGGAAGGAAGCGUUUACGCUACCAGAGGAUUGUUGUAUCCAUGCUGGCAGAGAGCAUGCGUGGAAUCUGUGUUUCGGGUAAUGCCCCUGACGAGCUUUGCUGCCGAUACACUCGGUGUGUUGACCAUAUGUCUAGUUGCUCUCUUGAUCCUUCUUGGUUUCCUCUGCAUUAUUUACUUGUUUUACUUUCGCUCUCGCAUUCGUAGCCAGGGUUUUAUUCAACUUAGUUAUUUCAGUGGCCCUUGGAUUAUCCGAAUCACUUUCAUCUUGUUUGCAAUCUGGUGGGGUUUUGGUGAAAUUGCCCGUUUAAGUCUGUUGAGACGUGAGGGGAGACUGUUGAAUACCCUUAACUCGAAAUGGCAGGAGAAUCUUUGCAAAUGUUACAUAGUCUCAAACCUGGGGUUUGCAGAACCGUGCCUAUUUCUGACCCUCGUGUUCCUACUUCGUGCGCCCUUGCAGACAAUGGAGUCAGGAAUUCUAAGCCGAGAGGGGAAUGGGAAAACAGCUGGUUAUGUUCUUUUCUACUGCCUCCCAAUGCUUGUUCUUCAGCUCUUUGUUAUUUUAAUUGGACCCGAGCUCCACAAGAAUGAAAGUUUACGCAAAUUGCCUUCCUACUUCACAAGUACAGUGAACAAGACUGAUCACAUUGCCCUCUGCACUUACCCUUUACUGAGUACUAUCCUCCUUGGGAUUUUUGGCAUCAUUCUAACUGCCUACUUGUUUUGGCUUGGAAGGCAGAUUUUAAAAUUGGUCAUCAAUAAGGGUCUGCAGAAGAGGGUUUACACAUUGAUAUUCUCAGUUUCAAGUUUCCUUCCGUUAAGGGUUACUUUGCUUGGUUUCUCUGUUUUAUCUAAACCAGAGCACAUUCAGUUUGAAGUUCUUUCUUUCUUGGCUUUUCUUGCACUUUUAUGUUGUGCCGGGGUGUGUAUAUGCAUGCUUGUUUACUGCCCAGUUGCGGAUUCUUUAGCCCUGGGGAGUCUACAGGACUUGGAGAGUAGGAGGAGAGUUAAUGAUGAUCAAAAUGACACCAUUUCUCUUAUUGCUAACCAGAGUCAUAUGGAAGAAAGUUCUGGAAUCAGCCCUAGUAGAAACUCUGAUGUAUCAGCAAAGCGUGGAUCAAUUUCUUUUCGUACUUUAGAAAAGGAGGAGGGUUCUUCUAGGAUACCCUUUGUAGAACUGAGCCUCUUCUCUCCCAGUCGAGAUGCAACACCCCCGGAAUCACCUCCCCUCCUUGGCUGGCCAAUGCGUCCCCUUCCAUCAUCUCACUCACCCGUAGUUCAAAUUCAUGGAACCACAGAUAGAUAGAAGCAUGCAGCAAAACUAUGCAAGGGACUGAGUUCGGCUGGUCAAUAUCAAUAUCAAUUUUGUGGUAAAGAAAAACUGAUUGUAAAGGGUUUAGAUUUUUGAAUAAGGAUUUUUAUUCUUGGUUUGUUUUCUAGUUUAUUCAGAUUAGUGAUGGUUUUGCUUGCUUGAUGGAAUUCGUGGAUAUGAUCUUUCUGUUCUCUCCUGUACUAUUUUUAUAACCAUUUUUUAUUUGCAAGUUUAAGUUGCAUCCAUGUUCCAUUCCAUGCUGAAAUGAAGAUUCAAUUCUAUUAUCAGA